AUGUACAACACAACAACCGCCGAUGUCAACUCCUCCCUGCUGUGUCAUGAUGACGUCAUUGACGGCCCGACCCUGGACCUGGUCAGUGUCCUGCUGCAUGUAGGGGUCAACGGGGUCAUCGCCCUCUGGGGGGUGGUGGCCAACAUCUUGAACAUCAUCGUCUUCAAGAAACAGGGCACGAGAGAGUCCAUCACCAUCAGCCUCCUGGUUCUAGCGGUCACUGACCUCCUCAACUGUCUGUUCCUCCUCUGGGAGAGUGUCUGCCUCAACCCUCUUUUCCUCUCCGCUGGCCUCCCGUUCGUCGCUCGAGACAUCGAUCACUUCACUUCCGUUAUGCCUCGUGGGGUCAGCGUUCGAAUCUCGUGGUGGAUCAUCACCUUGACCAUCUUAGAGAGGUGCCUCUGUAUCGCCCUGCCCUUGAAGGUCAAGCACAUCGUGACCAGGAGAAGGACCAUCACGGCGCUGGUGACGAUCAGCCUGCUGACCACCGCCAUCAUGAUGCCGCUGUGGCUGAGCAGCCGCCUGACGCCCCAGACCCAGGGGAACAGGACCGUCCUGGCUCGGGUACCCGCGGCCAACAGCAAGCUGCUGAACGACGUGUCCUACUUCAUGAACCUGGUCUGGCAGCUGGGCGCCUACCUGCUGACCAUCGUCUGCACGGCCGUCAUGAUACGACAGCUGAGGUCACUGACCAGCUGGCGCUGCCAUGGCAGUCACGUGACACAGCGUCACGUGCUCCGGAAGCUGACGUCACGGGACAUGCGAGCCGCCAAGGCCGUGACCUUUGUCUCGUGUGUCUACAUCACGUGCGCGUUCCCCAGCUGCGUCAUCUUCCUGCUGGAGCUAUCCCUCAGCUGCUCCCAGCAGAACCUCUACUUCCUGCUCUGGGCCGUGGCCUUCACCUUGGAGGCCAUCAACAGCGCCGUGCACAUUUUUAUUUACUACCACUUCCAUAUCAUCCUGCAGCAAGUCUUUGGUUUAAUUCAGGCAUUUGUACUGGUGAAGAAAACUAUAGAGUAA
Physella acuta is the source of this 1020-nucleotide messenger RNA. RefSeq lists its product as uncharacterized. Lineage: Eukaryota; Metazoa; Mollusca; Gastropoda; Physidae. Gene Ontology annotation, molecular function: G protein-coupled receptor activity. Gene Ontology annotation, cellular component: membrane. Gene Ontology annotation, biological process: G protein-coupled receptor signaling pathway. The record is from RefSeq and is a predicted model, not a curated record.